AAACUUUCGACCGACUGGAAUUUAGAAAUAGAAUAAGGAGUAGUUAUAAAUCAACUGUUAUCCAUUCUAUCUUUAUUUUCUGUUUUCCUUUGAAUAUUGAUAAACUCUAGUUUAUUUUUUGUCCCUACCUUUCAUUUAUGAGUAUCAACACCAAUACUCAUCAUUAAAUAUAGGUAAUACACCAGUGGAUCCAUAGAUUAUAAAUUAUCCCUAAGACGGUUGUUAUAACCUCUAACUUAACCUCACCUGUAUAUACAGGGUGUCCACAAAGUCUGGGUACAUGGGGAUUAACACAGACUUUAAGAAAUUAUUUCUUAUAUUUAAUUCUUUAUGCUAUGAUUUUAUUUACUCCAUGUACCCACAUGGGGGAUUAACACAUACUUUAAGAAAUUUUUAUUUCUUAUAUUUAAUUGUUUAUGCUAUGAUUUUAUUUACUCCAUGUACCCAGACCUCGUGGACACCCUGUAUAUCGUUUGUGUGGAGGAGCAAUGACUCAGUGGUUAGGGCAGUGGGCUCGCGGUUUCGAUUCCCGGACCGGGCGUUGUGAGUGUUUAUUGAGCGAAAACACCUAAAGCUCCACGUGGCUCCGACAGGGGGUGGUGGCGAACUCUGCUGUACUCUUUUACCACAACUUUCUUUCAGUUUCUGCUCCACCUAUAUUUGAAAGGGCCAGCUUGCCACACUCUGUGUCACGCUGAAUGUCUACAUUAAGGGUACACAUGUCUGUGGAGUGCUCAGCCACUUGCACGUUAAUUUCACGAGGAGGCUGUUCCGUUGAUCGUAUCAACUGAAAUCUUCAUCGUCGCAACCGAGGAAGUGCCACGAUAUAUCGUUUGCAAAAAUAUAAAUCCGAACUCUAAGAUGUAGAGCAGUAUAUAUAAAAAAUGGAGAAGGCCAGUUUAUGGGAUUACCUUAGGUUUCCCGUCCAUAAAGGAUUUAGCUUUAUGGCGUAUAGUCAGAUCCCAAAAAUCUGUUGGCCCAUGACUUCUUAAAAACACGGAGGGGAGAAAUAAUAUACAUUGCUUCUUCUUUCGGAUUUAUGAAAUUUUGAAUUUAGUUCACGGACUCUCAGUGCUCCCUACCAAAGGUUGGGAACCAUAGGGUUAGGCUGUAUUGUGUUCCGAUUUAGAGAGUAUGUUAUAUUGUGAUAUUUUGUUUCCUUAUAAAACAUCCUGUAACAUGAUUUAACAGGAAGAUCGUUAUAAACAAUGUUUUCAAAUUAAGUCGAUUAAUUACAUAAACAGAAUAUACGUAAUUGUGCUUAUUAAGGCUAAAAAAACAACAACAAAAAAACAUUCCAUGCUCGAAGAAAAAUAUUUAUAAGUAAACAUAUAUACCCCGUUGGCUCUGCCGACAACAACAAAAAAGAAACUUCAAAAACAAGCAAUGAACCGAUAGUUUAUAACGAUAAGGAAAAGCAACAUUUCAGAUAUGUCGUAUUUUUAAAGUGAAAAUGAGAAUUUCUAAGAAAAGUACCUCCUACUUUGACAUCCUUCUACUGCUAUAGACAUUGAUGUCUGUUAUAGCAAGCAUUACUUAUUGUGCUUAUUUGUCAAAGUCUAUGACGAUGGAUCACUUAUAGCAACUCUGUAUUUAUAUACAAUUAUAUAUAUAAUCAAUAAGUACUUUAAAAAUGUUUUACUUGUUACUUCUUCAGUACUUGGUACUGUUAGCAGGGACUGAUGCUACUGAAUCUCCAUAUGAAAUAUUCAGGAAUGAUGUAGAAAGCAUUGUUGUCACCAUGAAGUCUCCCCAAGAAUACUGGAAAGUGACAUGUUAUUCUUCUCGAUACAAUAUGACAUGGUCACUUUGUAGUAUAUUAUUUAAGAAUGAUACUUAUUAUGAAUUUGAAACCUUUGGAAAGCUGCAUUUUUGCUUCAAUUUAACAUUCUCCAAAAAUGAAAUUCUGAAUGAAAUCAAAUGCUACCGUAAAUUUGCUAUACCGAUUCGUCUUCGCCCUCUCCUGGACAUUCAGAUUUCAUCUUCAGAAACAUCUGACCCUUAUAAAACAUCACUAAAGUUGGAAAUAAUCCCAUCUUCUAUGAUAACAGCGAAUGUGUAUUACACAACGUACAGAGUUAAGUAUCAGUCUGAAUGGGAAACCAAAUCACCUUGGAAGGUAAGUCAAUUUUUAUGAGUUGACAUUUAAAAACUUUCAUUUUGGCAUGGCUGUGUGGUAAGAAGUUUGCUUCCCAACCAUAUGGUUUUAGGUUCAGUCCCCACUGUGUGACACCUUGAGUAAGUGUCUUCUAUUAUAGCUCUGAGUCUUGUGAGUGGAUUUGGUUAAUGGAAACUGAAAGGCGCCUGUCAUGUGUGUGUGGUAUAAUUAUAUUCAGAGGUGUAGCUAGGGUGGGGCAAGCAGGGCACAUGCCCUGGCUGCCACUUUGAGCGGAGUGCAAUUUUGGCCAAGAUCAUUUUCUAAUUAAGCCAUUAAAAAAAGUUUUGUUUGAGUGAAGUGUGCAAUUUUGAUGCUUGCCCUGAAUACUAUUUACUCUAGCUAUGCCCCUGACUAUAUGUGUGUGCAUGUUUGUCUGUCUGUCCCCCACUCACUGUUUGAUAUCUGGUGUUGGUUUGUUUAUGUCCCUGUAACCUAGCAGUUCAGCAAAAGAGACUGAUAGAAUAAAUAGUCUGAGACCAAAUUCUGCCAAGGUCAAUGUUUCCUGUCAUCUUUUCAGGGUUGAUAACGUAAGUACCAGUUAUGCACUGGGU
Messenger RNA from Octopus bimaculoides (California two-spot octopus), 2709 nucleotides. RefSeq lists its product as uncharacterized. The record is from RefSeq and is a predicted model, not a curated record. NCBI's taxonomy places the organism in Eukaryota, Metazoa, Mollusca, Cephalopoda, Octopoda, Octopodidae. Gene Ontology annotation, molecular function: protein binding.